Molecule: messenger RNA, 1485 nt
Organism: Lichtheimia ornata
Lineage: Eukaryota; Fungi; Mucoromycota; Mucoromycetes; Mucorales; Lichtheimiaceae
Exons: 4
Coding region: 1-1485 (494 amino acids)
Molecular function (GO): sarcosine oxidase activity; flavin adenine dinucleotide binding
Source: RefSeq, a predicted model, not a curated record
AUGUCAUACUAUACAGCACCCAAGCCAGGAUCCAAAAUUAUCAUUGUGGGAGGAGGCGCUUUUGGGUUAUCAACCGCCUACGCACUUGCACUAAAGAAGAAAUACGAUAUCUGGGUAUUUGAGCGAGCAGCUUCUAUACCUGCUCCUGAUGCUGCAUCUACAGAUAUCAGCAAGGCCGUGCGUAUGGAUUAUGGUAACCAGGCAUUGUACUUGCGAUUAAUGUUGGAGGCUCUACCCUUAUGGGAUCAAUGGAACAAGGAACGUGCUACUCAAGGACAAAUACCCGUAUACCAUGAGACUGGUGUUCUUAUCUUUGGGCGACAUGGCCAAUUUUCACAAUAUGAGCAAGAGAGCAUGCGCCUUAUCCGUGAAGCAGGCUAUGGCCAUGUGCUACAAACCUUUGAUAACCCACAAAGCAUUAUCAAGCGGUUCCCUUAUUUCAAGGAUGCCGUGGCUAAUGGAUACGACACAGCCUACCUAAACACACGUGGAGGAUGGUGCAACUCAAGUGAAGCGAUCAAGCACGUGUACCAAAAAUGCUUGGAUUUGGGUGUACAAUUUGUGCUAGGACCUCAAGAAGGUAGUCUUAAUAAGUUGGAAAUGACCACUGAUAACAAGAAGGUGGUGGGAAUUCGUACCAAGAGUGGUCAAGUGCAUUUAGCUGACAAGGUGGUUCUUGCCACUGGAGCAUGGACUUCAAGUCUUUUGGCGUUUGGUACAAGACAUCAUCAUCCUGCUGAGCAACAACAACAAUCAACAAGCAGCGGCUUAACAGCCACCGGCCAAAUAGUGGUUCAAUUUAAACCUGCCAAAGAUGACCCUGCCUUUACACAAAGAUCAUCCCAACAAGAAGCUAUGCCUGUAUGGCUUGCCGAUUCUUCCCGUACAGGGUUCUAUGGCUUUCCGAUGCAUCCAGAAAAUGGUCUUCUCAAAGUUGCUUUACAUGGUCUCGGGUAUUUGAAUCCUGCUGCUGGUGAUGAAAAUGUGAAACCGGCAACCGCAGUACAACAACAACCAGUGUCCGUGCCUCGAACACAGCUGACUCAUCCAACAGAUACCAUUCCUGUCAAAGCGUUGCAUCAGUUUCGUUCCUUUUUAGCCGAUUUUUUCCCAGCCACCUCCGCUAUGGACGUGCAUUAUGCACGUGUGUGUUGGUAUUCUGAUUCUACCGAUUCAAGCUUUUUGGUAGCACCUCACCCAAGCUAUGAGGAUUUAGUGAUUGCUUCAGGUGAUUCUGGCCAUGGAAUGAAGUUCCUUCCUAUCAUUGGAUUCAAGAUUUGUCAAGUGAUUGAAGGGCAAGAGAAUGAUUACACUCGUGCAUGGCAAUGGCGUGAUUCAUCAAGCACAACCGGUUUAAAUUUUGAUGGCAUGCGACCCACCAACCACCAGGGUACCCCGGCGAUCUCUAUCAUGGAUGAUCCUAAUGACACUACCACUCACAUGGCUACAUCGAAUGAUCUCAAAGCACCAAAGGCACGAUUAUAA